CCAAGGGGCCGCUCCCGCCUCGCCUCGCCUCUUCCCUCUCCGCCCGGUCCUCGGGGGAGCCGCUCCCGGCCGGGACAUGUCGGGCGGCGACUCCGCGGCGGCGGCUGCCGCGGCCUCCCCUCAGCCGCUGCCCUUCUCGCUGCCCAAGCCGCCCCCCCUCAUGCAGCUGACUCCGGGGGACGCCGUCCGGCCCGUGGCCGCCGCCGCCGCCGACCAAUCGCCGAAGGGCAGCCGGCUGGCGGGCCGCCCCGAUUGGCCGGCGGGGAAGCCAGUCAGCCUGCUGGCGCCGCUGCUCCCGCCCCGCGGCGAGCCCGAGCCCCUGAUGCCCUUCGGGCCCUCGUCGCGGCAGCCGCUGCGCGGGCGGCUCCUGGGCAGGUGCGGCGGGGGCAGCCUGCUGAGCCCCGCCAUGCGGCCCGGCGCCGUCGACCGCGGCUCGCUCAUGAUGGGACACCCAGGGAUGCCACAUUACCCGCCCAUGGGGAUGCACCCCAUGGGGCAGAGGCCACCGAAUAUGCCACCGGUUCCGCAUGGUAUGAUGCCUCAGAUGAUGCCUCCCAUGGGAGGACCGCCGAUGGGGCAGAUGCCUGGAAUGAUGCAGUCGGUAAUGCCUGGAAUGAUGAUGUCUCACAUGUCCCAAGCUGCUAUGCAGCCUACAGUUCCGCCAGGGGUGAACAGCAUGGACGCGCAAGUAGGUGUAACGCCACCUGGAACUCAGAGCUCUGUUUUGUUUCGCCCUCAGACAACACAUCCUGUAGUUUGCGCAGCUCAGCAAACCGCCACAACCAACAGUUCUGUUAAUGAAGAGCACUCUAAACAGAAAUCUACGUGGACAGAACACAAAUCACCUGAUGGAAGAACAUACUACUAUAAUACUGAAACAAAGCAGUCUACGUGGGAGAAGCCAGAUGAUCUCAAAACACCAGCUGAGCAAUUGUUGUCAAAGUGUCCCUGGAAAGAGUACAAAUCUGAUUCUGGAAAGCCAUACUACUAUAAUUCCCAAACAAAGGAAUCGCGCUGGGCAAAACCCAAAGAACUUGAAGAUCUUGAAGCAAUGAUUAAAGCAGAAGAAAACAGCACCAAGCCUGAAGAGUCAACUGCAACAGCAUCUGCUGCAGGAGAAGCAGCAAACGCAACCACCGCAGCCACAACUGCUGCCGAAACCGCAGCAGCUGCCACCACUGCCACUACUGCAGCAACAACAGCCUCUGAAGGAGAAACUGCUGCAGCUUCUGCGACAGAAAAUGAGAGUACUGCCACAGCCACAGCAGAGGAACAGGGACAGCAAGCGACUUCUGCACCUGCUGCACAGGAACAGAGUGCAGAAACUGCAGCUAAUGCAGCAGACGAUUCUUCCAAGCAAGAGGGUUCAGCAGAUGCUGCUUCAAAGAAAGAUGACGAUGAUGCACAGCCAGUUAAAAAAACCUAUACGUGGAAUACAAAGGAAGAAGCAAAGCAAGCAUUUAAAGAACUCCUAAAAGAAAAGAGAGUACCAUCUAAUGCAUCUUGGGAGCAAGCUAUGAAAAUGAUCAUUAAUGAUCCCCGAUACAGUGCUUUGGCAAAGUUGAGUGAAAAAAAGCAAGCCUUUAAUGCUUACAAAGUUCAAACAGAAAAAGAAGAAAAAGAAGAAGCAAGAUCAAAAUACAAAGAAGCUAAAGAAUCCUUCCAGCGUUUUCUUGAAAACCAUGAAAAGAUGACAUCCACAACAAGAUACAAAAAAGCUGAACAAAUGUUUGGGGAGAUGGAAGUCUGGAAUGCAAUAUCUGAGCGUGAUCGUCUUGAAAUUUAUGAGGAUGUCUUGUUUUUUCUGUCUAAGAAAGAGAAGGAACAAGCCAAACAGUUGCGAAAGAGGAAUUGGGAAGCUUUAAAGAACAUACUAGAUAACAUGGCUAAUGUCACUUACUGCACUACUUGGUCAGAGGCUCAGCAGUAUCUGAUGGACAAUCCUACGUUUGCAGAAGACGAGGAACUUCAGAAUAUGGAUAAGGAAGAUGCGCUGAUCUGUUUUGAAGAGCAUAUCAGGGCACUGGAAAAAGAGGAGGAAGAAGAAAAACAGAAAAGCUUGCUUAGAGAAAGAAGGCGGCAGCGUAAAAAUAGAGAAUCUUUUCAGAUAUUUUUAGAUGAACUUCAUGAGCAUGGACAAUUACAUUCAAUGUCCUCUUGGAUGGAGUUGUACCCAACCAUAAGCUCUGACAUCAGAUUCACUAAUAUGCUUGGUCAACCUGUUUUUUCAUCAGGAUCAACAGCACUUGAUCUUUUCAAGUUCUAUGUUGAAGACUUAAAAGCACGUUACCAUGAUGAAAAGAAGAUAAUAAAAGACAUCUUAAAGGAUAAAGGAUUUGUGGUUGAAGUGAACACUUCCUUUGAAGACUUUGUCACGGUCAUCAGCUCAACUAAAAGAGCUACAACUUUAGAUGCAGGAAAUAUCAAGCUGGCUUUCAAUAGCCUGCUAGAAAAGGCAGAAGCCCGUGAAAGAGAGAGGGAAAAAGAAGAAGCUCGUAAAAUGAAGCGGAAAGAGUCUGCCUUCAAGAGUAUGCUGAAACAAGCUACUCCUCCAAUUGAAUUGGAUGCUGUCUGGGAAGAUAUCAGAGAUCGAUUUGUGAAAGAACCAGCAUUUGAAGACAUCACUCUAGAGUCCGAAAGAAAAAGAAUAUUUAAAGACUUCAUGCAUGUACUAGAGCAUGAGUGUCAGCACCAUCAUUCAAAGAACAAGAAACAUUCUAAAAAGUCUAAAAAACAUCACAGGAAGCGGUCUCGCUCCCGUUCGGGCUCAGAGUCUGAGGAUGAUGAUAGUCAUUCAAAGAAAAAAAGGCAGCGGUCAGAAUCUAGAUCUGUUUCUGAGCGUUCUUCCAGUGCAGAAUCUGAGAGAAGUUACAAGAAGUCAAAAAAACACAAGAAAAAGAGCAAGAAGAGAAGACACAAGUCUGAUUCACCAGAAUCAGAUAUUGAACGAGAAAAAGACAAAAAAGAAAGAGAGAGAGAAAGUGAAAAGGAUAGAGCUAGACAAAGAUCUGAAUCAAAACAUAAAUCUCCGACUAAAAAACGACCUGGAAAAGAUUCUGGUAACUGGGACACUUCAGGCAGUGAGCUGAGCGAAGGGGAGCUGGAAAAACAGAGGCGGACUCUUUUGGAACAACUGGAUGAAGAUCAAUGAGAACAUUAUUUAUACCAAAUAUGUUUACAUUGUGGCAUAAUAAAAGAAACCAAUGUCUGAUUCAGGAUGUGGGUUCUGAUAUCCUGAGUUCCAUUGUUGGAAUACCAGUGGGUUUUAAUCUUACCACGUAAAUACAUUCAAGUACUAUUACUAUGGGCAUCAAAUCUAGACAAGUGAACGAAAUUCUGAGUUACAAGUUGAAUGUCUGUCCUUGACCUGCUAGGCAGAAUGGGUGUUCUGCUCGCCAUGGAGAGAGCCCUUUGAAGGGAACAAGACGGUGAAAGACAUUUCAGUUCUCGCUGGAUCUUGUCUGCAGGUUAAGGAAAGUGUUGGCACCUUUCUAGCAAAGCAUCUCCUAAGUACGGGCCUUCCUAGAAAGGUAGUAAUGCUGUUUCCUGGCCACUGUAGGCAGGUAAAAUUUCAUUUUUAGAAAGAUUUUUAAUAUAGUUUCUUGUGGCUUAAUUUGUCUUAUGAAUUUGGUUUUUUGAAAGGGGAAGGCAGUGAAAGGGGAGUAAUGAAUCCAUUUCUUCAUCUGUACUGCAAAAAUAAUCAUAUUGAAAUUGGUCUUUUAUGAACUACAUUCCUGGCCAAACCAACUGUGAGCAUGUACGUGAAGCAGAAGACCUGACGUCCUGGCUGAGAUUCACGUCUAAGUCUCAUGUCCAAGCAAAUGUUUAUGGUAAAUAAAAUGCAGAUGUGGCUGAUAGGAAUGCAAGAGGUGCUUCAGUGCAGUGCCAGCAGAGAGUGCUGCUGCUCGCAGCUGCCCUUUAUUAGCAUAAAACCUGAUCCAGAACAGCUGCAGCUGUUUCAGCAUUUAUCUUCACCCUAAGAAAAUCUUUAAUAAAGUAAAAAUCCUGUAAAUUGAUUUCAAUAUGUUGCCUUAAGAUCCUGCUGAAGAAUGUACCACCAGGUUUUCAGUAGCAGCUGCAGUAUCGGUGUCUAGAACCUCAGUGUGUGCUAAACCCUUCCUUGAAAAGGGAAAAGGAAGAAGCUUAAGCUCCAAAGCUCUGUCUCCUUUUUGAUUGCUUUUAGGAAAGUUGUCAGCCCUGUCCAGCGACACGCAGUGACUGCUGUGGUACACAUUCUGAAACCGUUGAUUGGAAUAUUUUUGUACAUUUUUAUCAAUUAUUAAACCUUGUCUCCUAGUGUGUACUAGUAUUUAUUUCUAGUUUUAAAUACUGUAUACAGCUCUGAUAAAUUAUUACUAUCUUAUCAUUCUUGGAUUUAAGCAACGUCUGCUCACACAAAAAUACUUGAAGGCUGUAUUUAGAGUUUAGCCCUGUUUUCAGUGCAUUUUUUCCUAAUGUAUGACAGCUGUUACUAGUGCAAAAAUAACCCCAAAGGUCCAAUUCAUACAGCGUGCGUUCUUGUUAGGGUGGUUACGUGAUUCAGGCUUCUUAAGAAUACUAUGUGAGAUUAAGAUUAGUCAUGUGAAAUUCAAAAUGCUGGAGACAGCUGAUCUGCGCUAUUUAGCAGGAACUGGUAACUUUUUUUUUACCGAGAUCAUCUAGUAUGUAGAUGAUGGUCAGUACAGAGCCCAUUUUGGUACUGCUGCUUUCCAGCUGAGAGCAUUAAUUGCUCUUUGCACACUCAUUGCCCAUCGCUUAAAAAAAAUGGAUGGGUUUGGGCAGCAGGAGUCGUGGUAAUUCUUUGCAUACAGUGAGGUGUUGGUGUCAAAUCUCAGAAGCUGCAGCCUGAAAUGUUGGCAGGGGCUUGGUUCCAGGCCGCUCCCCGUGCAUGGAAGCAGAGAGGGGAGUUGGUGCUCCCAGGCUGCACGUGCUCAGCAGUGACUUUACCCAUGUAUUUUAUUAACCUUGUAUGCUCACUUCCCUGGACUGAUAUUUUAAGAUGGAAAUGUGUGAAUAGUGCCCAAGUGAAAAAAAUAAACCGCAACUGAUUUCUAGAACA
This is a messenger RNA of Oxyura jamaicensis (ruddy duck), 5059 nucleotides long. RefSeq names its product pre-mRNA processing factor 40 homolog A (gene PRPF40A). Bases 77 to 3151 code for a protein of 1024 amino acids. Gene Ontology annotation, biological process: mRNA cis splicing, via spliceosome. NCBI's taxonomy places the organism in Eukaryota, Metazoa, Chordata, Aves, Anseriformes, Anatidae. Gene Ontology annotation, cellular component: U1 snRNP; U2-type prespliceosome. The record is from RefSeq and is a predicted model, not a curated record. Gene Ontology annotation, molecular function: RNA binding; protein binding. The transcript has 26 exons.